AUGGUCUUGAAUCAGCCUUUUACCGGAUUCUCAGACCCUCCAUCGCCCGUCGAUGAGGAAACGCACAUCCCGGAUGCCGAUGGAGAUACUGUGGUGGAAGCGCAACAGCAACAACCAGGCAAUGCUUCCGGUUACUCCAGAGUUAACAAUGGCGACGAUGCAUCGAUAUUCACGACGUUUACGGUUCAGCCACCGCCCAGUCUCGGCCGGAGAUCAAUUUUCAGCGAGCAUUUACAUGAAGACGACGAGGUUUACGAUCCAAAAAAUAAGGAACCAAAGGAUGAACCGUCACGACCGCUGCGAUAUAACUGGAGACCAUUCUUCCUGUUGCUCUUCUACAUUCCGGUGCUUGUAAUCCCAUGGGUCUUGACGUGCAUACUGGCAUACCACCCGCUCAACGCCUCGUCUUACUACAUUCAGGCAGGAGGGCUCUCACCUGAUCAGGUUUCUUCUGUGUCGUCUACGAUCAUCGCCAUCCGAGUGCUCAAUUCUGUUGCAAGUGUGGCAACAAUCCCGGUGAUUGGAGCUGUCCUGGCACAGGCCGCCGUCGUGUACACGCAAAAAAGGAAGAGCGACCAAUCGCUCACCCUGAGGCAAACGCUUGCGCUCGCGGAUCGGGGAUGGGGAGACAUUGGUGUCCUUUGGGAUGCCCUGCGAGGUGAUCGUGGACGCGCAGGCGCGGCUAGCCUCUUCUUGUGGUUCGCGGCUCUCCUGAUCGUGAUAGGUGCCGUUCAACAGCCACUGCAACAACUUCUGGUCAGAUUUGACGACACACUCGUCCUGACAUCUCAAGACAAUUCGACCUCUAACCACAUCUCUGGCUACGACCCGGAACCUAGCGACCUAGAAAAGAUGCCUCAAGGCCUUGGAGUAUCAGAGGUCGCGGCAUCUCUCGGCACGGCGUCCGACCAGGAAAUCUUUUCCCAGAUAUGGCCUGAGUAUACCGGCGCGGACAAUGCAACCGCAGUAAAAUCGGCAGAUAGCCAAACUUUCCGGUGGUACAGUCAUGAUAACCAGACGGCUGGUCUUAACCGAACCUACUUUGUCUCUGCUCUGCCAAACGGGACAACGACCGGAGUCCUCCGUCAACACGCAAUGAGAUUCAACUCUUCAGUCAAAUGCGAGCACGUAUCUGGCAUCCCGUCGCCCUGUUCCGGAUCCAGGCCCUUUGAGGCUUCACUGUCAAUGCCAGGGGUGUUGAACAUAUCUCUCUGUGCUCCCGGAGCAUAUGGCGAAUCCCCUUGGAAUUUAAGCCGGAAUCGUCAAGACAUCACUGAACAUUUAUAUCUGGAUGUUUACGUUCCCUGUUCUAAAGACAUCAUCCAAAACAGAAACCAGGCGGCCAAUUUUACGCUUCGCUGCACGAGCAAUACCACCAGAGGAUAUUUUGAGCUCGGCAACUACAGAAAUAACUACACUCAUGGCCCACUCUUGGAGACCUGGCCUACCCCCGAGAACAUGUCCAAAAAUUACAACGAUAAAUUAAGGGGUACGCUUGGAGACCGGCCUACAGAGCUGGACCACGGCCGCUACAACAGAACAGGCUGGGACGUCGAUUCUCUCCCCGAUCCCUUCGGCACACGCAACCUCAACAUGUCAGGCCCACUCAUGACCUCCGCGCUCGCCAUGUUCGGGAACCAAUCCUUCUUCCACCUCGCCGCGAACCACACAAACGCGACCUCCAUCCGCACCAAAACCGAGAUCUGCAAGUACUACAGCCUGCCGCUGGCACGGCUGCUUCCGCAGUGGCACGACGACUUCCAACACUUCUGCGGGGACGCCGACUCGGAAAAACAGCCGCGCGGCGCGCUAGCGCAGCUCGUGAACGGCUGGGUCUUCAACUUCAACGACACCGACGGCGCAGAGCAGGCGUUCGAAGCGGGGAUGUUCUUCGCGACGAAGGCGCUGCUGACGCAAACGGUGGAUGCGACGCGGGCGUGGGGCGCGCGUGAGAUCCAGUCCGCUCCGGGGGCGAUGGUCAUCAAGCCAAACGUAUCGCUGGCCGUUAUCAUCGUCAUCAGCAUCAUAAUCUUCCUGCAGAUCUGCGGGCUGGCGUACGCCGUUUGGUAUAUUUAUCAGGUGCGGACGUGGACAGUGACGCUCAAUGGCACUGCUAUGGCGCGCGUUGGGGCUGGGAUGGACAAGUCGGAGAUGCCACCUAUGGGGAUGCUGAUGCGCAAGGACCUGGACACGCUUAAUGAUGUUGAUGGGUUGGUUGGGGUUGUGGAGAGGCGAGCUGAUAGUGGGGGUGAUCCUCCGUUAAAACUUGGGGCGCCGGGCGUUAUAAGUAAGAAGACAUGA
This is a messenger RNA of Aplosporella prunicola CBS 121167, 2301 nucleotides long. RefSeq lists its product as uncharacterized. The record is from RefSeq and is a predicted model, not a curated record. Bases 1 to 2301 code for a protein of 766 amino acids. Lineage: Eukaryota; Fungi; Ascomycota; Dothideomycetes; Botryosphaeriales; Aplosporellaceae. The transcript has 3 exons.